AUGUCUCUGCUUAACCCUGUCCUGCAACCCCCCGGGGUGAAGGCCUAUCUGAGCCAAGGGGAGCGCUUCAUCAGAUGGGAUGAUGAAACAACAAUAGCCUCCCCGGUUAUCCUCCGGGUGGAUCCCAAGGGCUACUACUUGUACUGGACAUAUCAGAGUAAGGAGAUGGAGUUUCUGGAUAUCACCAGCAUCCGGGACACCCGCUUUGGGAAGUUUGCCAAGAUGCCCAAGAGCCAGAAGCUCCGGGAUGUCUUCAACAUGGACUUGCCUGACAACAACUUCCUGCUGAAGACGCUCACCGUGGUGUCUGGCCCUGACAUGGUGGACCUCACCUUCCAUAACUUCGUUUCCUACAAGGAGAACGUGGGCAAGGACUGGGCUGAAGAUGUCCUGGCUCUGGCCAAGCACCCGCUGAUGGCCAACGCCUCCCGCGGCACAUUCCUGGACAAGGGCCUGGUGAAGCUCAAGAUGCAGCUCAACCCUGAAGGGAAGAUUCCUGUGAAGAAUUUUUUCCAGAUGUUUCCUGCUGACCGCAAGCGGGUGGAAGCUGCCCUCAGCGCCUGCCACCUCCCAAAAGGCAAG
Molecule: messenger RNA, 582 nt
Organism: Physeter macrocephalus (sperm whale)
Lineage: Eukaryota; Metazoa; Chordata; Mammalia; Artiodactyla; Physeteridae
Product: 1-phosphatidylinositol 4,5-bisphosphate phosphodiesterase beta-2-like
Exons: 7
Source: RefSeq, a predicted model, not a curated record